Molecule: messenger RNA, 1576 nt
Organism: Quercus lobata
Lineage: Eukaryota; Viridiplantae; Streptophyta; Magnoliopsida; Fagales; Fagaceae
Product: Pentatricopeptide repeat (PPR) superfamily protein
Exons: 1
Coding region: 15-1451 (478 amino acids)
Molecular function (GO): protein binding
Source: RefSeq, a predicted model, not a curated record
CAAAAAAAAAUCAAAUGCUCCUUCAGUCCACAAAGCUCAAACUCACCCAACUCUUUAUCCUCUACAAAACAAACACACCCAAUACCAAAAUCAAAACCCAAACUCUUCCACUCAUCCUCUCUUUCUCAAGAACCCUCACCACCGCCACCAAUGAAUCGCCUAAUAAAAACGACGCCGUCUCAAACAACGACCAGUACUUCGCCGCAAUCCACCACGUCUCAAACAUCGUCCGCCGCGACUUCUACCUUGAGCGAACCCUCAACAAGCUCUCCCUCCGCGUCACCUCCGAGCUCGUCUUCCGCGUCCUCCGCGCCUGCUCCUCCUCCGCCACCGAGUCCCACCGCUUCUUCAACUGGGCCUUAACUCAGCCCAACUACCACCCCACCUCUCUCGAGUUCGAAGAACUCAUCAAAUCCCUCGCUCGCGCUCGCAAGUUCCAAACCAUGUGGGACCUCGUCCACCGCUUCAACAAAUCCCAAUCCCACUCCUUCUCCCUCUCCCCCGAAACGGUGUCGUACUUGAUCGAACAGUACGGCAAGCACGGCCUCAUAGACCAAGCCGUCGAGAUCUUCAACAAAUCACACAAAACCCUAAACUGUCCACAAACUAUUGAAAUCCACAACUCCCUUCUCUUCUCUCUCUGCGAAGCGAAGCUCUUCCAUGCCGCCUACGCCUUAAUCCGCCGCAUGGUUCGGAAAAACCUCGCCCCGAACAAGCGAACCUACGCCGUCCUCGUCAAUGCCUGGUGCUCCGCCGGGAAAUUGAGAGAAGCGCAAGACUUUCUCGAGGAAAUGAGCCGAAAAGGCCUCAAUCCGCCGGUCCGCGGCCGCGAUCUCCUCAUGGAAGGCCUGUUAAACGCCGGCCAUCUCGAGGCAGCCAAGGAUAUGGCGAGAAAGAUGGCGAAACAGGGCUUCGUGCCCGACCUCGAAACCUUUAAUUCGUUAAUCGAAUCAAUCUCCAAGUCUAACGACGAAGAGGUCGAAUUUUGCGUUAGUCUUUUCAAUUCAGUGUGUAAAUUAGGCCUUUCACCGGAUAUUAAUACGUAUAAGAUUUUGAUUCCGGCGGUGUCGAAGGCGGGGAUGGUGGAUGAGGCGUUUAGGUUGCUGAAUGAUUCGAUUGAGAAAGGGCAUAAGCCGUUUCCGAGCUUGUAUGCGCCUUUGAUAAAGGCAAUGUGUAGGAGGGGACAGUUUGAUGAUGCGUUUUGUUUCUUUAGCGAGAUGAAGGUGAAGGGGCACGCCCCGAAUAGGCCGGUGUAUACCAUGUUGAUAACAAUGUGUGGGAGGGGAGGGAAGUUUGUGGAGGCAGCUAAUUAUUUGGUGGAAAUGACUGAGUUUGGUUUGACGCCGAUUUCGCGGUGUUUUGAUAUGGUUACUGAUGGGUUGAAGAAUUGUGGGAAGCAUGAUCUUGCUCGGAGGAUCGAGCAGUUGGAAGUUAAUAUUCGGGGCAUCUGAUGUACAUGUAUUAUUGAUUCUAGGCUUGGCUUAGUGCUUAUUGAUUCAGUAGAUGUUAGUUUGAUAAAUUCUUUUUUUUUAAAGCUAUUUGCAUACAUGAAUGGUGGUUGAAUAUUCAGUGUUUA